AUGUCGGAGCGUCGCGGAGUCCUGACGCUCCUAGGACCCAACUGGUCCACCGGGCCGGGACCAAGACCAUCCACCGAACCGGGACCAGGAUGGUCCGCGGGGACUCCAGACCAACCGUUGCGUGUCGUCGCCAUCAACGACUUUCCGUACAUCUCCGUAGAACAGCGGCCUGAUGGCUCAGUCACUUUCAGCGGCUACCUGUUCCAGUUGUGGCAAAUCAUCGCCGAAGAGCUGGGCCUCAGCUAUGAGAUGGCGAUUCCCCUCGUCCCCGGCUACGGCAGCUUGAGCGACAACGGCACCUGGAUGGGCAUGGUGGGAGACCUGGCUUACGGACGCGCCGACCUAGCGCUGGCGACGCUGGUCUCCACUCCUGCUCGAGCUGCCGUGGUCGACUUUCUGGACGAGGUACCGUGCGCGUCGGCGACAUCCACGUUCCUGAUACGGCGCGACACGGCGGUGACGCCGCCCCUGUCUUCGGCUGUGUUCGCGGGCCUGCUGCGGCCGCUGGGCGCCGACGUCUGGUGGACACUGGCCGCCGCGCUGCUGGCGCUCUCGCUGGUGCUGCGCCUCUCGCUGCGGUUCAACAGCGCCAGAGCCGAGGACGGCCGGCUGGUGCGCGACAUGGGCUGGGGAUCGUGUCUGCUCGCUGUUUCCAUGACCGUGGUCGGUCAAGGCUGGGACAGAACACCACAGUCGCUGGCAGGUCGCAUCGCAACCAUCUUCAGCUGGUUCAUGGGAUUUCUGAUCUACAUGAACUACACGGCCAACUUGAUAUCAUUCCUGACCGUGGAGACAUCUGCCGGUGACCCAGCUGGGGCGCUGGUGGCCGCCGCUCGUGGCUCGUGGGGUAAGUGA
Molecule: messenger RNA, 855 nt
Organism: Amphibalanus amphitrite
Lineage: Eukaryota; Metazoa; Arthropoda; Thecostraca; Balanomorpha; Balanidae
Product: glutamate receptor 2-like
Exons: 2
Coding region: 1-855 (284 amino acids)
Cellular component (GO): membrane
Molecular function (GO): glutamate-gated receptor activity
Source: RefSeq, a predicted model, not a curated record